Sardina pilchardus (European sardine) is the source of this 6837-nucleotide messenger RNA. RefSeq names its product calmodulin-regulated spectrin-associated protein 3-like. Gene Ontology annotation, molecular function: spectrin binding; microtubule minus-end binding; calmodulin binding. Gene Ontology annotation, biological process: negative regulation of microtubule depolymerization; cytoplasmic microtubule organization; neuron projection development. Lineage: Eukaryota; Metazoa; Chordata; Actinopteri; Clupeiformes; Clupeidae. The coding region runs from base 142 to 3810 and encodes 1222 amino acids. The transcript has 13 exons. Gene Ontology annotation, cellular component: microtubule minus-end. The record is from RefSeq and is a predicted model, not a curated record.
UACAGGAAGGACAGACAGAAGAAGCUGUGCUUCCCGCCGGUGAGCGAGGUGAAGGACCUAAGCAGCGGCUGUGCCAUCGGCGCGCUCCUCCACUACUACUGCCCCGACCUGCCUCUGGAGGAGGUGUGUCUGAAGGAGUCCAUGUCGGUGGCUGACAGCCUCUACAACCUGCAGCUGAUCCGGGAGUUCUGUGAGCGCUGUCUCCGCAGCUGCUGCCACCUGGGGCUGGAGGACCUGCUGUACGCCCCACCCCAGCUACAGGUGAACAUCUUGAGCUUUCUGGCAGAGCUCUUAUGGUGGUUUGAGAUCCAAAAACCAGAGUUUGUUCAGCCCCUGCAGGCAAUGGAGUCAGCCGCUGGGCCAGGGAAAACUGAUGGUGGGACAUCCAGUGGCAACAGCUCUCCCUCCCUCUUCAAGAAGCCUUUCCUGCCCAUCUCCUCGCCCAUGUCACCUGUGCCAGAAGCCGCUGGAAGAUCGUGGACAAAGAAACCAAUCAGCCGUCCCAUGUCUGCCGUGUCCUUCAGCAUCCCGUUCGGUCUGGACAGCGACGUGGACGUGGUCAUGGGCAGCGCCAUCACCCGCUCGGUCAGCUCCGACAACCUGAACCCGGGCAGCAAGCGGGCGUCCUACACGCCGCCCGAGGACCUCACCCACAUGCUGGGCAAGGCGUCCGGCAACGCCAACGGCAACAACGGCUCGCACCGGGCCUCCUGGGCGUCGCCCACGCCCGCCGUGCCCCUGCUGGCCGAGGAGAACGGGCUGGACGAGCUGGAGGCGGACGCGGAGGCGGAGGAGGGCGAGCUGCCCACCAUCGAGGAGGCGCUGCAGAUCAUCCACAACCAGGGCAAGAUGGAGCCGCGGCUGCACCCGGACGGAGCGCCCGACGGCUUCUACCUGCACUCGCCCGACCACCCGGGCAACGCGCGCCACAACGGGAGCCCCUCGGGCACCGCCGCGCUCAGCUGCUCGGCCCCCGCGCGCUCGGGCGUCCUUCACCGGCCCCCGAGAGAGCCCGCGCUGACCGGUCCGCCGACGGCGGCGUCGUCGUCUUCGUCCCGCACCCGCCACACGUCGGAGGGCUCGCGCGACGACGACUCGGUGCUGCGCGACGGCAGCGUGGACUCGGACGCCUCGGAGGACCUGCCCAGGACCGCCCAGUCCACGCCGGCCACGCCUCUGUACAGGCAUCACCAGCAGCGGCCUGGCAGCGGGAGCAGCGGCGGCGGCGGAGACCAGACGCCCGACAGCGGCGUCCGCAUGACCAGCUUCGCCGAGCGGAAGAAGAAGAAGCUGCUGACCCCCGCGCCCCAGGAACCCGACGCCGCCGCCGACCGCUCCGACUCCUCCUCCGCCCCGACCCCGACUCCUCCUCCGCCCUCGUCCGGCUCCAACAUGACCACGUGGGCGGCCAAGAAGACGGAGGAGAGCCCCGCGAAGCCCCCGCCGCUGACCACCGAGAUGUCGGAGCUGGGCGCCCGGCUGGAGGAGAAGCGCAAGGCCAUCGAGGCGCAGAAGAAGCGCAUCGAGGCCAUCUUCGCCAAGCACCGGCAGCAGCUGGGCAAGAGCGCCUUCCUGCAGCUCAAGAAGGAGGGCGAGGGAGGAGGAGGAGGAGGAGGAGAGGACGGCGCCAAGGGGGAGGUCAGCGCCUCCUCCACGGAGGAGGACCUGAGCCGCCUGUCGUCCCGCGCCGAGCCGGAGGCGCAGAAGCCCCCGCAGCUCCCCCUGGUGGAGCAGGACGGUAACGCCAAAGCGCCACCGGGCGCUAAGGAGGGCGAGAAGGGCACGGCGCCGCUGGGCGACUACAACAACGCCGUCACCAAGCUGAACGCGGCGCUCACCUCGCUGCAGAGCGACAUGCAGCGGCUGGCCCAGCAGCAGAGCCAGCUGAUGCACAAGAAGCAGCAGCAGCAGGCGCCCCCUGGUGGAGGCGGCUCCCAGGCCUGGGUCAUCCCCCCGAGCCCCAGGUCCGCCCAGGCCCCUCCGCCGCCGUCGUCGUCCCGCGUCUCCCGCGAGGCCACCCGCGACCUCCCCUCGGCCUCGUCCUCCCCGUCGCCGUCCCGGAGGCUGACCGUGCACGCCACCCCGCCCAAGUCGCCCGCCGCCCACCGCCGGGCGCAGUCGGCGCCGCCCAAGAGCCCCAAGCACCACCACCAACACCACCACCACGCGCCGCGGCCCGCCGACCUGAAGGUGCCCGUGUCCACGCGCGUGAUCGUGGCGCCCCAGAGCGUGGACAACAUCCCGCACCUGCGCCGCGUCUCGCCCUGGCAGUGCCGCGACCAGAGCUCCUUGUCCUUCAACAUCGCUCAGCCGGCGUCCGGCGCCUUCCAGCCCCCCGACGCGUCCACCGCCACCGCCGCCUCCACCCCCUCCCGCGGGCCCACGCCCACCCCCUCCGUGCUCCACCUGCGCACGCCCUACGCCCUGGACCUGGACGACGACGAGGCGGCCUCGGACGCGGGCUCGGCGGUGGCGGACCUCGGCGGCGUCUUCAGCCUGGAGCUGGACGGCGCCUCCACGCCACUGGGCUCUGCCCGCCGGCGGGACCACGCGGCGCUCACGGGGGGCGGCAGCAGCUCGGGCGCGCCGUCCGAGUGCUCGUUCGAGAGCGACGUGCCCGCCGCCGCCUUCAACGGCAAGCGCAGCAGCCUGAUCGAGAUCUCGCUGUCGGCGCUGCAGGGGCUGGAGGACGAGGCGGACCAGGCCAACGACCCCUUCUCCGACUCCAUGAGCGACCAGACCGAGCCCGAGGUCAAGCCCGGGGUCGGCUUCUUCUACAAGCAGGAGGAGGCUCGUCCGGAGGAUGAGAUGGCCCAGCGCCGCGCCGCCCUGCUGGAGAAACAGCAGAAGAGAGCCGAGGAGAUGAAGAAGCGCAGACUGGAGCAGGAGAGAGAGAGGGAGGCCAGCCGGUCGGCGUCGGGAGACGAGCUCCGACCGCAGACGCCGAGCACCCCCCCUCCGCCGCGCAGCCCCUCGGCCGAGCGCACGCGGCAGCGGCGCGACGUGUUCACGCGGGAGGAGUACGAGCGGCGGCACCAGCUCAAGAUCAUGGAGGACCUGGGCAAGGUGCUGCGCCAGAAGCCCACCACCGUGCGCGGCGUCAAGAAGCAGCGGCCCAAGACCGUGUUCCACGACGACUCGGCCCUCUCCCGCAGCCCCGCCAAAGGCUUCCCGGGCUCCAGGUUGAACAAGGUCUACUCUCAUUCCACCAUGAACCUGUCCUCUAUGGCCAAUGACAGCGGCACACUGACAAUCAGGAAGUCUCCCAGUCGUUCCCACUCGCCGUCAAGGCUGAUGUCACCGGGUCGUCUGUCGACCCAUAACGGAGACCGGGACUGGGAGAACGCCUCCACCAUUUCAUCCCCUGCCUCCAUUCCAGAGUAUACAGGCCCCAAACUGUACAAGGAGCCCAGUUUCAAGUCCAACAAGUUCAUCAUCCACAACGCCAUCUCCCGCUGCUGCAUGGCAGGCAAGGUCAACGAACCCCAGAAAAACAAGAUAGUGGAGGAGAUGGAGAAGUGCAGCGCCAACCACUUCCUGAUUCUGUUCCGGGACAACAGCUGCCAGUUCCGGGCGGUCUACACCAUGAACCCGGAGACGGAGGAGAUGGUGCGGCUGACGGGCAUCGGCCCGCGCGUGGUCAGCCCGGCCAUGGUGGAGUCCAUCUUCAAGUACAGCUCCGACCGCAAGCAGUUCACCGCCAUCCCGUCCAAGACCAUGUCCAUGAGCGUGGACGCCUUCACCAUCCCCGGCCAUCUGUGGCAGAGCAAGCGCCCGGUCACCCCCAAGAAGCCCAGCACCCCCAAGUAAAGAUGCCCCCUCACCACCUGGGCUCCACCUCUGUUCAGCUCCGCCAGCGCCACGUUAAACACCACCUCAAAACCCCAAACCCCCACCCCAGCUCCCCAUCCUCUCUGACAUUCCCCAGAAGGUGGAUGUCUCUCUCUCUCUCUCUCUCUCUCUCUCUCUCUCUCUCUCUCUCUCUCUCUCUCUCUUUGUCUCGCUCACUCUCUCUCUCUCUCUCUCUCUCAGUGAGAAGGAGGAGGGUGUGCUCGUGCUGGUGAAGAGGUGGGAAGUGGGGAGGUUGGUUACCUGAAAACUCGAAGGAAAAAAAACUGUGUCUGUGCCCUGGCCUUUUUUUGUACACAGGCUACAGCACCCCCUGCUGCUUUGCUCAGGGCAUUGCAGGCCAGGCUCACUGAAGGACAGAAAAAUGCAGGCCUCACCACGCAUAUGUGGCCACACCCAAUGUAGGAACACCCAAAAAAAAUGAAGGCGAUGAAAUGAUUGUGCAGACGACAAAACAAAUGUCAAGAUGUCAAAUUGUUGAAUGAAAAAAAAAAAAAAAAGAAGUAGUAGUAAUUGUGUCCAGAUGUGUCCGGAAAUGGCCUUGGCUGGACUGGGCUGGACAAGGUCUCUGGUCUCUCCUGACUGAGUGUAAGGGCUUCGACAGGCCCAAGUUGCCACGUCUCCUCCUGUCUUAAUCUCCACAGCCUCCCCUCAGCAACUGGACGCUCGGAGUGGCGUCGGGCUGCGGUCCACUGGCACGGUCAGGCCAAGCGGAGGAGAUCAUCUCAUCGGUCACUUCUCUCUUAAAACCCCUUCCUCCCUCAUCUCUCUUUUUUAAUCCCACCGAUGGUGUUUUGCUCUGAUUCCCUCUCUGUGUCUCUUGUGUGUCUCUCUUGCUGCUUCUUGUUCCUCCGUUUUAAGCCUGUGGAAGAAGUCAGCUGAAGAAAAAGAGCGCUGCCAUCCACCACCACCACCACCACCACCACCAUCAUCUCCACCAUCUUGAAGUGACCCAUGGCACUGCUCUCUACUGAAUGUACUGUGGGGCUGUGUCCCAGCCUCCCACCCUUAACACUAACGCUAAACGCUAAAUGCUAAUCAACAGGCUUCUUCUGCGCUGAUGACUCCCCGUGUCCUCACUGGCCAGUCAGGAUGUGGGGAGAUACCACAGACAGCUCUUCCAAUGGGGGGGAAUUUACAGGUACUUUAGCCAUGCUGCUGUGCCUACAUAUCAGGAUAACAUGAAGGACCCAGACCCCCCCCCCCCCCCCUCUUGCUGCAGUCACCAAGUCCUCCACGAAGAUCCGACAUUGUGUCCAAUGAAGACAUUUGUGUGUGUGCGUGUGUGUGUGUCGUUUUUCUCUCUUUUUAUCUUCCCCUCUUUAUACAAACUGCACUUUUGACAUGUCGGUGUGACACAUGUCAAUCAUCCAAGCCUUGCUGGGCCUGAGGAGAGCAUAUCUGCAGGAGUCAGGUUCUGAAUCAUCUUCAUGUAUUCACAUGCCCUUUAUCAUCUUCAGAGUUCAGAGGUCGUUUCCCAUCAGAGAGAAACCACCCCAGGAUAUGUCUCCUAAUCAUAGUCAACGCUACUGGAAAAUUAGACCAAGCUUUGUACUCUUGUCAUUGACCUGACAUAGUGGCGUUGGUGGACUUGAAGCAAAACGACAAACAAAAUCAGAAGCAGAUCAACAAUGAUUUCAUAUUUACUCAUCUGAAUCCUGUUUAUUGAUGAUUCUUUUUGAUUUUGACAAUGAUUUGUAUAAAGUGAGGAGACUUUGUAAAGCUAUCAAGCUAGCCUGCUGUUUCAGCUCAAAAGGGUGUGUGUGGGUGUGCGAGUGUGUGGGUGAGUGAGUGUUUGAGGAAAAGGAGUGAGUGUGUGCAAGAAAGAGAAAGAAAGAGAGGGAGACCGAGCGAAAGAGAAAGAGAGAGACCAAGUGAAGGAACGAAUGAGUUGCUGUCGAGUCCAAAAGAAAAAAACUUGAUGAUCUUCCCUCUAUGUAGGGUGAAAUAAACCCUGUGCUGAGCGAACAAGCCUUGUCCUCCAUUUUGGGAAUCAAAUCUGCUCACCGUCACACACACACAUUUCUCAAAGGUACAUUAACAUGCAGAAAAUCAAUAAAUAAGUAGGCACAGGAUUGUUAAUCUGGCUCCUAGCUGGAGCCUUCACUUGACCAAGUUUGCUCUAUUGUUAUGUGUCUCACACUAGGCUGCUCUGUUUGUCCUCCUGGCUGUUGCCAUACUCUCGGGCAGUGUGUAAAAGAUCGCUUCCCAAGGUAUAUUACUCUAGAGCUGACCUGAUCUGCCCCUGCCCAAGGCUGUCUGUCGUGGUACCCUGUGGGCAGGGAACGGUCAGUAUUCGCCUGACUAUCACCCCUCUCCUCACGAGAGUAGAGCUGAUUCGGACACGAUUAUGUCCUGAGUGUCAGGAAUAAAAAAAAAAAUUAAAAAAAGAAGAAAACCCAGAAAUGAACACACUGCCUCCAACCACUUUGUUGUUUAUAGAAGCGACAGAUGUGAAAUAUUUUUCUAAAACACUAUUGUGCGAAAUGUCACCAUUUAAUGGUUUGGGAUGGGUGAGUUUGUAAAGUCAGAUGAACGGUGUGGAAUGAUUGCUCUGUGUGUGAGCGUGUGCGUGUGUGUGUGUGUGUGUGUGUGUGUGUGUGUGUGUGUGUGUGUGUGUGUGUUUGAGUGUACACAGUAUGUGUGUAACCACAUCAGAGUGUGAAGGUGAUUUAUAACUGGAUUCUGUGCAAUUUUCCUGUAGUGUGUGUCGUCACCCUGGGUUGUAUUUAUUGGGUAGGGAGUAGCAGAACAGAAGCUGUUUUAUUUGUAUGUUUAGUUUCAGAUCUUAUUUAUGUGCUGGUUUAGGUUCAUUCAUUUGUUCAUUUCACAUUUAUCAUCUCCCGACACCGCCAGUGUCUUCACUUCCUUUUAUGUUGUUGCCAUGUCAGUGUCUGUAGUGAUAUCUAUUUUUUGUUCAAAUUGUUCAUGAUUACAAAAAUUAUCCCAGGUGACUGGAUCAAAAGAAUAAAUAAUUUUUUAAUCACC